Molecule: messenger RNA, 1404 nt
Organism: Desarmillaria tabescens
Lineage: Eukaryota; Fungi; Basidiomycota; Agaricomycetes; Agaricales; Physalacriaceae
Exons: 4
Coding region: 101-1324 (407 amino acids)
Biological process (GO): protein phosphorylation; signal transduction
Molecular function (GO): protein serine/threonine kinase activity; ATP binding
Source: RefSeq, a predicted model, not a curated record
CGGGGGUGACAGAGGGCUCCAGGGCCGGACCGCAACUGGAAUUGUGCUCGCCACAGCUCGUGCCUGUUGUUGUUAUUCUUCCCCAAACACUGCCACCGCAAUGGGUAGCGAUACCACUGAACAGCCGCGCAGUGGCCCCGCAAAACUCUUCAGCAGCGAGAUUUUCUGGCGGGAUCAUGCUGCGUGGCUGAAAGAGUGUGGCUAUGAGCUACGGCCGCGCCUUCGACCUGGUUGGGUUCCAUCAUGGACAGGCACAAAGAAGGCCCCGUAUAACUGUGAGGAUGGUCACCGCGUAUCGCGUGGUUCCGUAUUCAUCGAUGCCAAGGACACAUCAACUGGACAGGUCGUGGCAAUGAAAAGAAUCAAGCACGAAAACAAUCCAAACGAGUUGGCCAUUGGAACGCUCCUCACUAGCGAAGAGAGGUCCUUGGAUCGUCGGAACCAUUGCGUACCCAUCCUUCGAACAUUGCACAUUCCAGGCGAAGAAGGACAUGUCAUUAUCGUGAUGCCGUACCUACGACCAUGGUAUGAUCCCAAAUUCAAGACUAUCGGAGAAGGGAUUCAGUUCUUCAGAGAGAUGCUCGAGGUGGGAUAUCUCGUUGACAUUUCUAGGGAAUAUUCUAUACGUAGUUUUCAGGGACUCCAGUUUAUUCAUCAUAACCAUGUUGCUCAUCGUGACGGAGGAUUCACGAACAUCAUGAUGGAUGCUACCUCAAUGUAUGGGCCAGACAGUUUCCAUCCCCGAGAGACAGAUCAGAAAUACGACUUCUCCGGUCGUGCGCGAUAUCGAUCACGUACUGAACGGCCUCCGAAAUACUACUUCAUUGAUUUUGGCCUUUCUAUUCUCUAUAAACCCGAAGAACUACCAGCUACCGUCUGUGCGCUUGAAGGAGGGGACAAAUCAGUUCCCGAAUUUCUCGCUGAUAAUCCAGAUUCGACCAAGCGGACGCCGAAGCAUGAUCCAUUUGCUGUCGACGUUUACUACCUUGGGAACACAUUCAGAGCCUUUCUUCGUAGAGGAGUUGAAGCAGAUUAUAAAUUUAACGAGAAAGAACUCCGUGGGAUGAAAGGGUUUGAGUUCAUGGAGCCCCUGAUAGCUGCUAUGACUGAGCCCGAUCCUGCGAAGAGGAUUAAAAUCGACGAAGCUGUCGAAAAAUUUGCACUCGUCGAGAAAGGUCUCAGUGCGAUGACUUUGAGAUCUCGAGUCGUCUAUAGCGCGGACUUCACAAUUUUUCGACCCUUCAAGGCUGUUGGCCACUAUGUGUGGACUCUGGGACUCAUUGCACGGAAAAUACCGGCCAUUCCUCAGCCUUCGCAACAGUAAAUGCUUGUUUCUCUUGCUCCUGAUUUCGUUUGAUGUCUUUGCUUUUGGUACUGAUUCUGCUCUACACCUAUCUACUUCUU